AGCAGACUUCAUGUGAAAAGGCACGAAGGGUUUAUACUCUGAAUCAGAAGGAACGUGAUGUAAUGGAGCUUCAGAAGAUGAUGCAGGAGGCUCUUUAUCUUUCCAUGCACAGAGUGCUGCCUGCCCUGCCAGCCACACACCGCACAGACUGUGACACUCCCGCUGCUGACAGCCGGGCAAGACUCCAGUCCAGCUCGCACACAAAUCUGCACCAGGUUUGAAAAAUCACUCGGACCUGCUGAAGUAAAACCUUAGCAAGAACAACUGCCUUCCAAAUCAAAGUCUGCAGGGAGCGGGCUGCUGAGGGCCACGGGCAACGAUGGGCUGUGGUGGGCUUGGUGCUGCUGGUGGCACCUUAGUGCUGGAGAUGAGGAGAAAGCUGUGAGGAUCAGCACCAGCCUUUUGGAGAAGAGACAACUUGUCAGAGGAUGUCCUAUCAGGAUGAACAUGGCUCAUUCAAGAAUUAACUCUCUAUUCGUCUUCUACCUCAGUUUUUUCCUGCUCCUCCACUUAAAAAAGUCACUUCCCAUGAGAAAUGAUUCCAGGUGCCCACCGAACUCCUGCCAAAAGAACUCCACAUGCAUUACUGGUCACAGAGACAAUAUUUGCCGUUGUGCGGACAUGUCACUUGAGGAACGCUUGGAGGAACUCUGCAAUAACACCUCCGAUCCUUGCUUCUCAAACCCUUGUCUUCAAAAUGCUACCUGUUCAAGUUCUGCUGGAAACCUCAAUUUCACUUGCGAGUGCCCGGAUGGGUACAAUGGGACCACUUGUGAAAUAGCCAUCAGUAUGUGUGACAGCAACCCCUGCGAACACGGAGGCACGUGCCUCGAUGGCCUGGCCAGGCCCACCUGCCUCUGUCGCACAGGAUUCACAGGUACACGCUGUGAAAUGGAUGUUGAUGAGUGCAGCUCGGAACCGUGCCACAACGGAGCAGUGUGCAGGGAUGGGAUUGAUGAAUACUCCUGCUACUGUGUCCCAGGCUACCAAGGCAAGCACUGUGACCUGGAGGUGAAUGAAUGCGUGUCAGACCCAUGCCUGAAUGGGGCAACGUGUCUUAACCUUAUAGGGAGGUAUUACUGCAUAUGUCCACUUGGGUACACAGGCGCCAACUGCGAGCUGGACGUGGACGAGUGCCAGUCGCUGCCGUGCCAGAACGGCGCCACCUGCCGCGACGCUCCGGCCGCCUUCUCCUGCUCCUGCCCGCCCGGUUUCCGCGGCGCCCUCUGCCAGACGGACGUGGACGAGUGCGCCAGCAGCCCCUGCCUGCACGGAGCGCGCUGCGCCGACCUGCCCGGGGGGUACAGCUGCAACUGCACUGGCACCGGGUUCAUGGGCCCGCACUGUGAGACCCAUGUACCCCCGUGCUGGUCACAGCCGUGCUACAACAACGCCACAUGUGAGGACAGUGCUGAUGGAGUCAUCUGUCACUGCUGGCCAGGCUACACCGGCUCCCACUGCGAGACCGACAUCAGCGAGUGCAGCAGCGCGCCGUGCACCUCGGGCCGUUGCCUGGAGCGCUCCUGGUCGGCCCGCUACGGCCACGAGCCCGAGCUGCCGCCGCCCUUCCGCCACGACCGCGCCGAGGGCUACGUGUGCGUCUGCCCGCCGGGCGUCCGCGGUAUUCACUGUGAUGAAGACAUCAAUGAAUGUCACAUGAACCCUUGCCAAAAUGGUGGCAUCUGUGAGAACUUUCCUGGGAAUUACACUUGCCAUUGCCCACCUGCAGACAAAGAAGGGAUUUUUUACGGCGGCUGGAACUGCACAGAAAUCCUCCAUGGCUGUACUGAUCAACAAUGCCAAAAUAAUGGAAUAUGUAUCCCACAUUUAAAAAAUGGCCAUCAUGGAUUCAGCUGCAUAUGCUCACCUGGAUAUACUGGAAUACACUGUGAAACUGUAACUACAUUUUCUUUUCAAGGAAAUGGUUUCCUUUGGUUGAAGAAUCCCACAGCCACUAAAGAGGAAUUUUCCUAUAAUAUAAACCUGAGGUUUCAGACUGUGCAACCGUCAGCCUUUCUAUUUUAUCGAGGAGAGAAAGACACAUUUGUGAAGCUGGAGUUACUGAAUGGCUACUUACAUUUGUCCGUGCAAGUCAAAAACCAGCCACGGGCUCUUUUGCAUAUUUCACAUAAUGUCAGUGAUGGAGAAUGGCAUUCUGUGGAGGUAACCUUGGCAAGAGCUGUUACUCUUAAUUUACUUGACAGCUCUUGUGCAGAAUCAUGUGUCAAUAAAACUUCUGCUAUGAUAGAUAAUGAUCACGUGAGGCUUGCAUUUCAGAGCACAUUUUUGGGCAGCUUACCAGUGGGGAACAUUAGCAGCAGCUCUCAGCUUAACAUCAGUAAUAUACAUUCUACACCUUCAUUUGUAGGCUGUCUUCAGGAUAUUGAAAUAGACUUGAAUGUUAUUACUCCAGAGAAUGCAUCACCUGAAUCCUCUUUAAACGUCGAGACAGGAUGCAGGAAGAAGGACUGGUGUGAAAACCACCCCUGCCAGAACAGGGGCCGCUGUUCCAACCUGUGGCUGAGUUACCACUGUGACUGCUACCGGCCGUACGCGGGGCCGAGCUGCAGAGCAGAGUAUAUUCCAGGUCGAUUUGGAUCUGAGGACUCCUCAGGCUAUGCUGCUUUUUCUGUUGAUGCUACUGAGAAUGAAAAUCUGAACAUAUCAAUGUUUGUCCGAACUCGCAAAUCUUCUGGCUUGUUACUGGCUUUGAGAAACAGUACCUGUCUCUAUGUAAGAGUCUACUUGGAAGAUGGGAAACUCACGAUGUUAGCUCCAAAUUCCAUGAAGCUCUUAGGGAAACAUCCUAUAAAUGAUGGAAAUUUCUACCUAAUAACAUUAAAAAUAGAACCAAAUAUGUUGGAAUUAUUCCAAUCCUCUCAAUACUUAGGCUUUAUUUCUACUCCACUACUAACCACCCAAAGUAAGGACUUUCUUUACAUCGGAGGCCUACCAAAUAACAGAGAAACUGAUAGAAAUGGUGGGUAUUUCAAAGGCUGCAUCCAGGAUGUAAGAGCGAAUAACCAGCCGCUGGAAUUCUUCCCCCUCACCAAUUCACUGCAUUCUUCUAUCAACCGAACCCUGAUCAACGUCACCCAAGGCUGCAGUGGUGACAAUCUCUGCAAGUCCAGUCCUUGCCACAACGGUGGUGUAUGCUAUUCAAUCUGGGAUGACUUCACUUGCACAUGCCCCCCUAACACUGCAGGAAAAGCUUGUGAGGAAGUUAAGUGGUGUGAGCUUGGGCCCUGCCCUCAUGAAGCACAAUGCAAGCUGGUGCACCAAGGAUUUGAAUGUCUCACUAAUGCAAUGUUUAGAGGCCGAAGCAGCGCUAUAUUUUACAGAAGCAACGGGAAAAUCAGCAGAAGCCUCACCAAUAUCGUGUUUGGCUUUCGAACUAGGGACACAAAUGUGAUACUGCUGUAUGCGGAGAAGGAGCCUGAAUUUGUUAUCAUCAGCAUUCACAACUCCAAACUGGUCUUCCAACUGCAAAGUGGCAACAACUUUUACAUGUUGACUCUCACUAGCUCACUGACUGUGAGUGAUGGGAAGUGGCACCAAGUGAUGGUCUCCAUGCUGGAGCCCCUGUCUCAGUUCUCGAGGUGGCACAUGAACCUUGACAACAAGGACACUGCAACCAGUACAGCUGCUACAGGAAGUCUCAACUUUCUACGAGAAGAGGCAGAUAUCCAUGUGGCUGACAAGGCUUUUGACAAUUUGGAUGGCCUGCGAGGAUGCAUGAGCACCAUAGAGAUUAGUGGAAUUUAUCUCUCCUACUUUGAAAAUGCUGAUGUCCUGACUAAAAAACCUCAAGAGGAACAAUUUCUCAAAAUAUCUGCAAACCCUGUUCUUACGGGCUGCUUGCAGGAGGAUGCCUGCAGCUCAGAGCCCUGUAUGCACGGGGGGACGUGUGAAGACUUGUACACCUCCUAUCGCUGCAUGUGUCCCCCGGGGUGGGUAGACACCCAUUGCGAGACCAACAUCAACGAGUGCUUCUCCAACCCCUGCAUUCAUGGAAACUGCACGGAUGGGAUCAGCUCUUAUGAGUGUGUCUGUGAACCCGGCUACACAGGGUUGAACUGUGAAGAGGACAUAGACUACUGCCGUGGCCACCAGUGUGCGAAUGGGGCCACCUGCAUAGAUGGGAUUAAUGGAUAUUCAUGUCUGUGUGCUGGUAACUUUACUGGAAAGCUUUGCAGGUAUCGAAGAUUACCCUAUACAGUUUGUGGGAAUGAAGACAGAAAUCUCACCUGUUACAAUUAUGGCAACUGUACUGAUCUUGGAGGCAAGCUGGCCUGCAUGUGCCUGCCAGGAUUUGUUGGAGAACGGUGUGAAAAGGACAUUGAUGAGUGCAGCUCUGAUCCAUGCCUGAACGGAGGCCUCUGCCAGAACCUGCUCAACAAAUUCCACUGCCUCUGCGACGUGAACUAUGCUGGGGACCGCUGUGAGAUCGAUUUGACAACUGACUUGAUCUCCAACAUAUUCACCUCCCUUGGCUCAGUAACGCUGGCUUUAUUGAUCCUCUUCUUGGCAGUUGUGGUUUCAGUCAUUGCUGCCAAUAAAAGGUCGACCCAAGGAACCUACAGCCCCAGCCGGCAGGAGAAGGACGGCGCCCGCGUUGAGAUGUGGAGCAUUGUGCAGCCACCGCCAGUAGAGAGACUCAUUUAGGGGAAGGC
Molecule: messenger RNA, 4673 nt
Organism: Tympanuchus pallidicinctus (lesser prairie-chicken)
Lineage: Eukaryota; Metazoa; Chordata; Aves; Galliformes; Phasianidae
Gene: CRB1
Product: crumbs cell polarity complex component 1
Exons: 12
Coding region: 442-4665 (1407 amino acids)
Biological process (GO): heterophilic cell-cell adhesion; establishment or maintenance of epithelial cell apical/basal polarity
Cellular component (GO): protein-containing complex; plasma membrane
Molecular function (GO): calcium ion binding
Source: RefSeq, a predicted model, not a curated record